AACGUUUCUCAAUUAAUCAGGUUAAUUAAUCAGAUAAACGAGAGAAAUGUUUACCAAUUGUCCCUCGUUCUUCCGGUUAUCAAGAUGUUGGACGCUUUCAUGUCAAGGAAACAUAAUCUCUCCUCGGAUGAAUUUUGUAUGGUAUUGUUUAUGAGAGAGAAAAUCGAUGAGAAAAAUUGCAAAUCCUAUUCUAAAUCGUUGAAAUAUCUCAUCGACGAUGUUAAAGAGAUUCAGGUACCGCCAGAAUCGUUACAUUACGAGAUCGCAGAAUUAUUCAUGACCAUAGUUCGAUUUGAAUUUCCUUUGAGAAUUGCAUGCGAGGCUUUUGUAAAGCAAAGACUGUUUUACAAAGGAAACCAUGAUUUAAGCGAAAUAAUGGUGAUUACAUAUGUCCUAAUCUUUCAAGUAUCUUCCUUGGCCAUUAAAAAUACCAUGGAUUUUUUCGUUCAUUUUAAAAUUGACAGAAUAUUGAAUUUACUAUCUUAUUUGCUUCGCAAAGAAACAUUGGAUUUGUUUUAUACGAAGAGUUGCGAUGUAUUCGAAGAAAGUUUCGUCCAAGAAAAGAUAUACGAACCUUAUUUGUUGGCCUUACCACGUUUGAAGGCGUUGCGAAUUUAUUUGAGAGAAGAAAAGCAACGUAUGAUGGCGAUACCGAAGCAAGAAACAACGAAACCAAUUUUUAUGAAAGUUCUUAAUCAUGUGAAAAGAGCAACGAAAUGUCCACCACCGACGCCAGAAGUAAUUUUAAAUCUUACGAUGAGAAAAUCACCUCGGAAGAUACCAAAUUCGAUUUACUUUUCAUCGUCCAUAGAAGAGAGGUUGAACAUUCUGCGGGAAGCCAACAAAGAUCAAGCAUUGCGUUUGUUAAGAGAAGCGAAUAAAAAUGCACCUGCGUGUUCGAGGAAACGUGAGAUUAAAUUAAUCGACGUAGAACAAGAAAUCGAGAAACGUGAUGGUUGUCCGAAAAAACGCCUACCAAUCUUCAAACCGGUUGAAAUUAAGCAAAACGCAACUUCGAUUCUCCGCGAAUGUGCACGAAUAGCCAACGAAGAACUAAAGGAAGUAUCAAAAAUACAAAAGUUGGUCGAAGGUUACUUGGAUCCGGAAUCGAUAGAAAAAUUAAACGAGGAGAGGAAACAACGUGAAAGACAAGAGGAGAUAAACAAGAUUGAAGAGAAGCAUUUGAUAGCUUUGCUAACACGAGAAGGUGCUUAUUUGGCUAAGAGAUCUUUUUUGAACGAGAACAAGACUUAUGCUCAGAAUGUUCGAGAGGAGAAAAAAGAGUUAUAUCACAGAUUAGAGAAAUUGAGAACAGAGCAAAAGAAAGAAGCAUCGGAGAACGUUGAAAAAUGUCGGGAGCUCGAACAAGCUUCUAGAGAUGCUUACGAUUCUAUGAUCGACGAGAAACGUCAAAAAGCUGCCGAGGUAUCCGAAAAAUCUCGACAAUUGAAAAUGUUAUUGGCUAAGCAAAAGGAGGAAGAAAUACGAAGGAAAGGUCAAUUAAUUAAAGAGAUCAAGGCUAUUCAAUCAUUAAGAUUGGCUACUAGAAAUAAGGAAUUUGAUCCUACGGAAACAAGUGGUUUAGGAUUGUUAUGUGAAAUGUCAUUAGCCGAGUUGAAGGAACGAUUAGUUUGGGUGAAAAUGAAAUUGAACGAGGAAUUGGAAAAACGUCAGAUUGUCAUUCAACGAGAACGAGAAAGGCAAAAGAAUAUAGUCAAGUAUAGUAAGAUCGCACUGGACGAAUACAAAAGCACUAAAAAAUCUGAUACGUAUAAACGCGUAAAUGGAAAAGCAUCGAACGUUACUUCCGUUUCUCCUCAAGUAUUGAAACUGCAAAAAAAAUUGGAAGAAAGGAGAGCGCUGAGAACGAAAAUAUAAAGACAUUAAAAGGAAAAAAGAGAUCAGAAGAAAAUAAAAAAAAAAAAAGAAAAAAAAAAGAUACAAGACUGUAUUCGAUCGAAGAAUCAUUGAUGAUGUAACUGGUAAAUAAAUGCUAUGCAGUAUGAUUUAAUAAAUCGUGCUUAUCUAACGUGCCACGAAAAAUGAUUAUAUCAUGAUAGCGUUGAAAAACAUUCGUGAGAGAACUAAUAAAAGACUAGGUUAUGAAA
Molecule: messenger RNA, 2108 nt
Organism: Vespa mandarinia (Asian giant hornet)
Lineage: Eukaryota; Metazoa; Arthropoda; Insecta; Hymenoptera; Vespidae
Source: RefSeq, a predicted model, not a curated record